This is a messenger RNA of Odocoileus virginianus texanus, 1229 nucleotides long. Lineage: Eukaryota; Metazoa; Chordata; Mammalia; Artiodactyla; Cervidae. The record is from RefSeq and is a predicted model, not a curated record.
CGAAGGGCGGUGGGGCCGGAAGUGAGUUUUAGUAACCCGGAAGAGGAGUUCUUUCCUGGCUAUAGUGUUGAUAUCUUCCAGCUGCUGCUUGUCCUGCGGCUGAGGGUAUCGUCGCGAAAGGAUGGUGUGCGAAAAAUGUGAAAAGAAACUUGGUACUGUUAUCACUCCAGAUACAUGGAAAGAUGGUGCAAGGAAUACCACAGAAAGUGGUGGAAGAAAGCUGAACGAAAAUAAGGCUUUGACCUCAAAAAAAGCAAGAUUUGAUCCAUAUGGAAAGAAUAAGUUCUCCACUUGCAGAAUUUGUAAAAGUUCUGUACACCAACCGGGUUCUCAUUAUUGCCAGGGCUGUGCCUACAAAAAGGGCAUCUGCGCUAUGUGUGGAAAAAAGGUUUUGGAUACCAAAAACUACAAGCAAACGUCUGUUUAGGUGUAUUGAAGUUUCUGAUUUUCUGUAUGAUCUUACUUUUUGCUUUGAAUUUUCAAGGCACAACUUAGAUGUUCAAGUUACAAAAUAACAUGUCUUAAGACAAUUAAACCAGGGAAGUAGACUGGUAUUCUUUCUUUUGCUGUCAAGAAGGUCAGCAGCAAUGUAACUAGUUUUCUGCCAUAAGCUUUAUUUUCUUUACAAACAUCUUAUUUAACUGGAGUAAGUAACAAAUCUAACAAAACUAUUUUCCUAGUUCUGUAUGCACUUUUUAAUUUAUCAUUACUCAUAUAAUUUUUAUUCUUUUUCCCUCUACAUUAUAGAUAUUGCAAAAGAAGGAAGCUAUUGAUACAUGGCUUUGAAUUUGGCAUUCAGACUUGUAAUCCUUCCCUCAUUCCCUGUUGGUUGUGUAGCUUUAGAAUCAGCCGUUCCUUAAUUGCAGCAUCAUAGGGCAUUUAAAUAUCUGAGCCCAUUGUUGUUUAAUAGUUGCUUAAAUAAAUUAUCCCAGACCCAAAUUAAACAAAAGUUGUUUUUAUGUUAUUUUUUACUCAUUUGUGAAGCCGAAGUGCUUUCAUAUGAGAACAGGAACUCAAGGGACAACCCACAUAUGUCCAAAAAAAUACACUGGAUUUCAGAAAAACACAUAUCACCUUGAAUUCAAAAGCCAGAAGAACAUUGCGCAUCCAUAAUGAUGUAUAGUGAAUGAAUCACCAUUAUUUGGGAAAGUGCUUUGAAGCAGACACCAAACAUUUUUUAACCUCCUCUUCUUUUCCCUCCCCCACUAAAAAUAAAUAGACAAAGCAAA